Messenger RNA from Triticum turgidum subsp. durum (durum wheat), 561 nucleotides. The record is from the annotation of a GenBank genome assembly. Lineage: Eukaryota; Viridiplantae; Streptophyta; Magnoliopsida; Poales; Poaceae.
AUGCUCCAUGGAAUUGAGCCAUCUUCUUAUGAAUGCAUUGAAAAAGUUGAUGACAUAGUUGGUAGUUUGCAUUCAUUAUUGGAGGAGUAUGAAGUGGAAAAUGAGGCAUGUACACCAGAUGAUGAGUCUAUGAUGACCACAAUGAAAGCUCCUGCAAUCAUGAGUGUAUUUCAGAACAUUGUAGCUCAGCAAAUGCCUGCAACAGCUAGACUUCAAGGUGAAAUAGAGCAGCACUUGACUGAUGGUUUAGUGCCUUACGUUGAAAAGUUCAAUGUGCUGGAUUGGUGGAAGGUGGCUGGAACAAGGUAUCCGACCUUAAGGAAAGUAGCAAGAGACAUAUUUGCUAUUCCCGUAACAACAGUUGCUUCAGAGUCAGCCUUUAGUAUAAGUGGCAGAAAGCUCAAUGAUCAUAGAAGCCGACUUACACCUUAUAUGGUGGAGGUUUUAAUGUGCUCGCAAGAUUGGCUUCGAAACAAGUACAAAGAUGCUCACACAACAGAAACUAGCUUCUGGACUUGUCUUCAAGAUAUUCAAGAAGGGAUGCAGGAAUUGAUGCUUUGA